Sarcophilus harrisii (Tasmanian devil) is the source of this 1480-nucleotide messenger RNA. RefSeq names its product serpin family F member 1 (gene SERPINF1). The transcript is spliced from 8 exons. The record is from RefSeq and is a predicted model, not a curated record. Gene Ontology annotation, biological process: negative regulation of endopeptidase activity; negative regulation of angiogenesis; positive regulation of neurogenesis. Gene Ontology annotation, molecular function: serine-type endopeptidase inhibitor activity. Bases 152 to 1411 code for a protein of 419 amino acids. NCBI's taxonomy places the organism in Eukaryota, Metazoa, Chordata, Mammalia, Dasyuromorphia, Dasyuridae.
AUCUGAAGCCGGCUGGCUGUUGGACUGGGAGGCUGAGGAAAAAAAAAAAAAGAAGAAGGCGGCUAAUGUGCUUGUUCGAAGGGAUCCCUCACUGAGUGCAGGCUCGGUCCGAGCAAAGUGGAGAGCGCGGCGGGCAGGAUCCCCAGGCUCCAUGAUGAAGACCCUUGUGACGUUCCUGUGGGCCGUAGCCUUCGUGAGCUAUAGCAGCUCCCAGAACACAGCAGGGACUGAGGAACCCCUGCCAGGGCCUGACGCCACGGGGGCCACGGUGGUAGAGGAGGAGGACCCCUUCUUCAAAGUCCCCGUGAAUAAGUUGGCGGCGGCGGUCUCCAACUUCGGCUACGACCUCUACCGCCAGAAGUCCAGCGAGAGCCCCACGACCAACGUGCUUCUGUCUCCACUGAGCGUGGCCACGGCCCUGUCCGCGCUCUCCCUGGGUGCUGGCCAGAGAACCGAGUCCACCAUUCACCGGGCCCUCUAUUACGACCUGAUUACCAACCCAGACAUUCACGGCACCUACAAGGAGCUCCUGGCCUCCGUCACCGCUUCUCAGAAGAACCUAAAGAGCGCCUCUCGGAUCGUCUUAGAAAAAAAGCUGCGAAUAAAAUCUGGGUUUGUCCCACCUCUGGAAAAGUCUUAUGGGAUUAGGCCCAGGAUCCUGACAGGCAACCCCCGGAUCGAUCUCCAGGAGAUGAACAACUGGCUUCAAGCUCAGACGAAAGGGAAAAUCUCCAGGUCUUCCAGAGAAUUGCCCAAAGAUAUCAGUGUCCUGCUCUUCUCCGCGGCUCACUUCAAAGGGCAGUGGGUGACAAAGUUUGACUCCAGAAAGACUUCCCUUCAGGACUUCCACCUGGAUGAGGACAGGACCAUCAGGGUGCCCAUGAUGUCAGACCCCAAAGCCAUCCUUCGCUACGGCCUGGACUCUGACCUCAACUGCAAGAUAGCCCAGUUGCCCUUGACUGGGAGCAUGUCCAUGAUUUUCUUCCUGCCCGUGAAAGUGACCCAGAACUUGACCCUGAUCGAGGAGAGUCUCACUUCCGAGUUCAUCCACGACAUCGACCGGGAGCUGAAGACCAUCCAGGCCGUGCUGACCGUGCCCAAGAUCAAGCUGACCUACGAUGGCGAAGUCACCGAGACCGUGAAGCAGCUGAAGCUCCAGUCUCUGUUUGACUCCCCGGACCUGAGCAAGAUCACGGGCAAAGCCAUCAAGCUCACGCAGGUGGAGCACCGCGCGGCCUUCGAGUGGAACGAGGACGGGGCGGGGGAGGCGCCCAGGCCCAGCGCGCAGCCCGGCCGCCUGGCCUUCUCCCUGGACUACCACCUGGACAAGCCUUUCAUCUUCGUUCUCCGGGACACGGACACGGGGGCCCUUCUCUUCCUCGGCAAAGUGCUGGACCCCAGGGGCCCCUGAGCGCCCCGGGCGGAGACGGCCCCGCUGGCCGCCCCCUCGCUCCGUAAUAAAGGUGGUCCCAUGAGCCUC